CAUUGACGUGUAGUUUGUUGAAGAUGGCGACUGUUUUGGUGGUGGCUACUUCAACAGCUUCAGAUUCUAAAAAAGAAACAUGUGAGGCCUCUAACCAGAAGGUUGUGACUCCUACAGUGCACAUAAAGCAUCCGUUGCAGAACAGAUGGGCUCUUUGGUUCUUCAAAAAUGAUAAGAGCAAAACCUGGCAAGCCAAUCUUCGUCUUAUCUCCAAAUUUGACACUGUGGAAGACUUCUGGGCACUCUAUAAUCAUAUUCAGCCUUCGAGUAACUUGAUGUCUGGCUGCGACUACUCCCUGUUCAAGGAUGGGAUUGAACCUAUGUGGGAGGAUGAACAGAAUCGACGAGGUGGGCGCUGGCUGAUAACGCUUUCCAAACACCAACGUAAAUCAGACCUGGACCGCUUCUGGUUGGAGACGCUCUUGUGCCUUGUUGGCGAAUCUUUUGAUGAUUAUAGCGAUGACGUCUGCGGAGCUGUAAUUAAUGUCCGAGCCAAAGGAGAUAAAAUAGCCAUAUGGACCACAAACUAUGAAAACAAAGAAGCCAUCACGCACAUUGGGCGGGUAUACAAAGAGAGAUUAGGUGUGCCCCCAAAAGUCAUCAUCGGGUAUCAGUCCCAUGCAGACACGGCGACGAAGAGCGGCUCCACAAUGAAGAACAAGUUUGUUGCCUGAAGACAACUCAUUUCUGCUGGGUUUUUUUACUUCUUUCUCUCUCCCUGGGCUCUACAUGGGUUCUGAAUGUUGCUCCACAGCGACCCAUUGCCCUGCUAGUUAUAUUUGAGUCUUCUACGCACACUGAGAACCAAUGGCAUCGUUUCUCUGUAACUUUGCCAAAUUUAUCCACAAACACUUGAAGUGAAUCAUUUUUGUUUACAGAUGUUCUGUUGCUGGCUGCUUGCAGUCAGCUCUGUAAGUAGUCUUGUAAUUUUGCUUCUGUCCAGCACAGCCGAGUUCAACUGAAACAAAUGUGAGGGGCUUGUAAUUUUGACUUUAGUUAAACCCCUGGUUGACGAGGAGCACAUCCUGAUAUUUUCAUUUCAGCUCCAUUGUGGUGAUGUAGAGAAGCAAAACUGUGACUGCCCAAAUACCCGAGUGUGUUUCCACAUGACUUAGGAAAAAUGUUGGCACAAAUGAUUUUGUUAAAAGUAUGUGAAAUGAACAUAAGGGUAACCGAACAUUCCUCUACUGAGUGCAGUUUGAUUUGGCCAGAUGGCUUUUGUAAUGUUUGUUUGUUGUUGAGCUAAUUUAUGUGAUGUGAACAAGUUGCUGUUUGUGGGGGGGGGGGUUUUCCCAGUCAGGCAGGAAAUGCUGAAAUGUGAAACUUUAGCCUGGGUGUUGUUCUUGAAGAUGAUAAAUGUUUGACACCAAAUUGGACCAGGGACCAUCUUUGAUAUAUUGAAAGUAAAUUUGAGGUGAUAUUUGGGUAUUUUCCUAACCUGUAACUGAACUUUUUUUUUUAUUAUUCCUUUAAUGUUUAUUGCACAGAGGAGCCAUAUUAUAGUUUACAUUUUGAAGAGUUCUACAUUGAGGUUUUGUUAAAUGUCUGUUUUGUUUUGUUUUUUUUCCUCCCCUGCCCCUCCCUGUUCUACCUCUUCCAGACAGGAUGUGUCUGGGAGGACGGGAUUUAAAUGUGCCUUUGGUCAAACUGACUGCUAAAUGUAC
Messenger RNA from Thalassophryne amazonica, 1664 nucleotides. Its product is annotated as eukaryotic translation initiation factor 4E-1A-like. Gene Ontology annotation, molecular function: translation initiation factor activity; RNA 7-methylguanosine cap binding. The record is from RefSeq and is a predicted model, not a curated record. Gene Ontology annotation, biological process: translational initiation. Gene Ontology annotation, cellular component: eukaryotic translation initiation factor 4F complex; cytoplasm. NCBI's taxonomy places the organism in Eukaryota, Metazoa, Chordata, Actinopteri, Batrachoidiformes, Batrachoididae. The transcript is spliced from 7 exons. The coding region runs from base 24 to 674 and encodes 216 amino acids.